Cynocephalus volans (Philippine flying lemur) is the source of this 1937-nucleotide messenger RNA. It is a transcript of the gene SPAG16, whose product is annotated as sperm associated antigen 16. The coding region runs from base 51 to 1937 and encodes 628 amino acids. The transcript is spliced from 16 exons. Lineage: Eukaryota; Metazoa; Chordata; Mammalia; Dermoptera; Cynocephalidae. The record is from RefSeq and is a predicted model, not a curated record. Gene Ontology annotation, biological process: axoneme assembly. Gene Ontology annotation, molecular function: protein binding. Gene Ontology annotation, cellular component: axonemal central apparatus.
CUUACGGACGGCGGUGGGCCGGUGGGGGGCGGGGGCCCGGUGCCCCACAGAUGGCUGCUCAGCAAGAGCUGCACAACCCCGCUCUGCGGGUCCUGGAAGAAGCGUUGGGCGUGGGUUUGGGGGACGCCGGGGACGCGGCGGACGGGGUGGCCGCCGAGGGCGCCUACUACCUGGAGCAGGUCACCAUAACUGAAGCAUCUGAAGAUGAUUAUGAAUAUGAAGAGAUACCGGAUGACAAUUUUAGCAUUCCAGAAGGUGAAGAAGAUCUGGCAAAAGCAAUUCAGAUGGUCCAAGAACAGGCUACAGAUACUCAAAUUUUGGAGCAGAAAACAGUUCUUCCUUCAAGACAUGCAAUACCUGAAGCAGUAGAAGACUUUCUCUGCAAUUUCCUGAUCAAAAUGGGAAUGACCAGAACUCUUGAUUGCUUUCAGUCUGAAUGGUAUGAGUUAAUACAGAAAGGAGUAACGGAACUUAGAGCUGUUGGGAAUGUUCCAGAUGUCUACACCCAAAUUAUGUUUUUAGAAAAUGAGAACAAAAAAUUAAAGAAGGACUUGAAGCACUACAAACAGGCAGCUGACAAGGCUAGAGAAGAUCUGCUGAAAACUCAGAAAGAACGUGACUUUCAUCGAAUGCAUCACAAGCGGAUAGUCCAGGAAAAAAACAAAUUAAUUAAUGACCUCAAAGGAUUGAAGUUACAUUACGCAUCUUAUGAACCAACUAUCAGGGUGUUACAUGAGAAGCACCACACUUUACUAAAAGAGAAAAUGCUGACCUCCUUGGAAAGAGACAGAGCACUUGGGCAGAUUUCUGAACUUCAAGGCACAUUGAAGAACAUGGAACUAGGACAUAGUUACUGUGUUCCUGAAAUUAAAGUUGCUCACAAUUGUGAAAAAGGAAAUACAUCGGAAGGUCCUACUCAGAAAGGUCUUCGUGAAGCCAGGGAACAAAACAAACGUAAAACAAAAAUGAAAGACAAUACAAAGGAUUCAGAAUUUCCUGUACAUAUACAACCAAAUCCAAACCUGUAUUUAUGUAAAGAAAAUCUUUGUCCAGCAAAAUUUGACUACAAGCUGAAUAACAUUUUUAGACUUCAUGAACUUCCAGUGAGCUGUGUCGCCGUGCACCCCCACAAAGACAUCCUAAUCUCCUGUGGUGAAGACCGCCUCUGGAAGGUGGUGAGCCUCCCAAAAGGCAAUGUGCUUCUCACGGGAUUUGGCCACACAGACUGGCUUUCUGACUGCUGCUUCCAUCCCAGUGGCAACAAAUUGGCUACUUCAAGUGGUGACACUACAGUCAAAUUAUGGGACCUAUGUAAAGGAGAUUGCAUUUUGACCUUUGAAGGACACAGCCAUGCAGUAUGGUCCUGCUCCUGGCACUCCUGUGGCAAUUUUGUGGCUUCCUCCUCAUUGGAUACAACUAGUAAAAUCUGGGAUGUUAAUAGUGAAAGAUGCAGAUGUACUUUGUACGGACAUACAGAUUCUGUGAACAGCAUUGAGUUUUUUCCCUUCUCCAACACUCUUCUCACAGGUUCUGCAGACAAAUCCCUGUCUGUAUGGGAUGCAAGAACGGGUAAAUGUGAGCAGUCACUUUACGGUCACAUGCAUUCUGUCAAUGAUGCCACCUUCUCUCCCAGCGGUCACAUGAUAGCCUCCUGCGAUGCCUGUGGGGUUACAAAACUAUGGGACUUUCGGAAGCUCUUACCAGUUGUGUCCAUUGACAUAGGUCCAAGUCCUGGCAAUGAAGUGAACUUCGACUUAUCAGGUCGAGUUUUAGCUCAGGCGAGUGACAAUGGUGUUAUCCAUUUGCUAGAUCUUAAAUCUGGGCAGAUUCACAAACUGAUGGGCCAUGAGGGCGAGGCGCACACGGUCGUGUUUUCUCCCGACGGGGAGAGUCUGUUUUCCGGAGGUUCUGACGGCACCGUUCGAACGUGGUCUUGA